GUUCUGACUGAGCUGCUGCUGUCACUGUGAAGCAGGACAGCUCUUCAUCGGCGCUCUCCAUCAGCUCCACCAGCUCCACCAAAGGACGAGAGACUAAUUUACCUGCAAAUGGCCCCCCAGUGGCUGAGCUGCAGUACUGCUGUGCUGCUGCUUUUGGUUCAUGUUGCCCCAGUCGUCACGCAGUCUUGCGCCGGGGGACCUCCAGGGAUUCCUGGGAUACCGGGCACCCAUGGAGACAACGGCAUAGACGGUGUAAAAGGAGACAAGGGAGAACCUGGUGAGACAAGUCACCCUGUCAAGGGCAAUAAAGGGGUGUUAGGUAUACGAGGCCCCCCAGGACGACCUGGGAUGAAGGGGGACACAGGUCUGCCGGGGGCUCCUGGCCAGGUGGGCCGUCCAGGGCUGAAGGGAAGGUCCUUCAAUCCCACCUAUCAGCAGUCAUCCUUCUUCUCCCUAAAACGGAUACUACCAAGUGCCCCAAACCCUGACACUCCCAUCGACUUCAACAGCCCGAUUCUGCCGGACCUGGAUAAACAGUUUCAAGGAGAAUCGCUGACAAACCAAACUUUCCGGUGUACCAUCAAAGGAGUCUAUUUCUUCAGCUACCACAUUUCAGCUAAGUCCAAGGUGUGUAUGAAGCUGGUGAAGGGAAGUGAAACCCACAUGCCACAGUGUGACACGUUUGAUGGAUUCCUGGUCACCUCGGGCUCGGCGGUCCUGGAGUUGAAUGUCGGAGAUGAAGUAUCACUGCAUGCGGCCAGGCUCAGCAACAUCGUGACGAGCCAGAGCAGCACCAGCCACAUCUUCAGCGGCUUCCUGAUCUUCCCAACCGACUAGAGCUCCAGCCGCUGAUCCUUACAAUCAUUAAUAAAGUCACAGAUGUUUUGGGACAUUCACAGCAACUAAAUGAACAUGUGGUGUUUUCUGUAAUAGUGCAGAGAUCAUCAGAAUUAAUAAAGGCUGGCUCAAUUAUAGCACUGCUUACUCUCUCUUAGCCUCUUAGCUACAUAUUGUGUGUACUUUAAAUGACUGAGGUGCAUUUUUCAAAACAUUUCUGAUUGAAUCCCAACUUUCCAACAGCCUUAGGUUUGAGGUUAUUUCAGUAGAGUAAAUCCAGUUUAAUUCAUCAUCAUUUUAUUGGUCACAUUGCACUUUAGGUUCCUCUAUUUAGUAUUUAAAAGCAGUAUAUAAAUUGAAUAAACUAAUACAUAAUUUAGGCCUAUAAUGUCAUUGUUUGUAAAGUGUUUAUUAAUGUAUUUGUCUCAUACAUGGAGGCCUGAUGUAUACACAGAUAAUAAUUGUUGUACAUUAAUAAACACUUCAAUUAUAUCUGUGCACAACUACAUUAUAGUGUGAUAUAAACUAGUUACUAAAUGUUCAUUAUACUGCUUAUGCAUGCUAAAUAUGGAAACUUGCUUCAUUUAAAAAUCUUCUAUUGUGCAUCCCCAAUAAACAUCAAGUUUUAUAACCAUGAAAUUA
Molecule: messenger RNA, 1479 nt
Organism: Scomber japonicus (chub mackerel)
Lineage: Eukaryota; Metazoa; Chordata; Actinopteri; Scombriformes; Scombridae
Product: complement C1q subcomponent subunit C-like
Exons: 5
Coding region: 109-837 (242 amino acids)
Molecular function (GO): protein binding
Source: RefSeq, a predicted model, not a curated record